AUGUAUUUCUUCAAAGCAUCCCUUACUUCAGUCGCCGCAUUCGUCGCAUAUACCCAAGCUACAUAUCUUAAUAACGAUUUAAGUUUCGGUCAUGAUGGAAAGAUCUCUCCAAAUGGUCGCGCCAUUCCCAAUUUUCAUAUGAUAGGACAGCCAAACUAUCCAGAUAUCCUCAGUAAUCGAAUCGUUCUUACACCACCUGCACCAGGAAAUCAAAGAGGUGCUGUAUGGACGGAAAAGAAGUUGCAACAUUCACAAUGGGCAGCAGAUAUCGAAUUUCGUGCUACUGGUCCGGAGAGAGCAGGUGGUAACUUGAAUAUCUGGUAUGCUAAGAAUGAGGAUAUCAAAGUCUCAAGCAUAUACACGGUCGGAAAGUUUGAUGGGUUAGCUUUGGUUAUUGACCAAUAUGCUGGAUCUGGUGGUUAUAUUCGUGGAUUUCUGAACGACGGUACAACUGAAUACUCUUCUCAUCACUCUGUCGAUUCCCUCGCAUUUGGCCAUUGCCCCUAUUCCUACCGAAACCGAGGUAUCCCAUCCAAAAUUCAUAUCCGCCAAACUGCCGAUAACUUCAAAGUCGAGGUUGACGGUGCCUUGUGUUUCCAAUCCAAUAAGAUCAAGCUACCUUUAGGUUAUGUCUUUGGAGUUACUGCCGCUUCUGCAGAAAAUCCAGAUUCUUUUGAAAUCUUCAAAUUUGUCGUUACAACCGAUUCCCAUACUCCAGAUGAUCAAAUUCAAAAUCCAGGGAAUCAAAAUCAACAACAAUUCCAAGCUGCCAAUAAUCCACCCCAAGCUGCCAAUAAUCCACCCCAACAACAGCAAAACCAACAUGGUCAACAACAAAAUCAAGGAGGACUUACCAUGGAUACACCUGGCGAAACUCCCGCAUCAGACUAUAAAUCCUCGGAUGCGCAAUUCGCAGACCUCCACAAUCGUCUCCAAGCAAUGAUGAAACAUAUCACAGCUCUUAACCGCGAUUUCUCUCAAUACCAAGCAAACUCCAUUUCUCGUCUUGAAGCUCUUAAUGGAAAUCUCAAUACUCUCUCCUCCACAAUCUCUAGACUUGAAUCCUCUCUCUCAAAGCUCGAUUCUGUUUCUGGUCUGGAAAGAAAUCUGAGAGAGGUAGCCAGUGAUGUUAAGAGCACCAAAAAGGAAUUACAUGAAGCAUUGGAUGCGCAUGUAUUAAGUUUGAAGCAGAGAGUGGCGGAAAGUCAUGGCAGUGUACUUGGAACGGUGGGAGAAGGAUUGAAAAAUCAUAGAUCAGGGAUCGGAUAUGCGGGAUUGGCGUUUGUGGUGGUGGGUAGUCAGGUCGGAUUGAUUGUCGCUUAUGUGUUGUACAAGAAGAGGAAGAAUGGGGGACAUAAGAAAUAUUUGUGA
Botrytis deweyae is the source of this 1371-nucleotide messenger RNA. RefSeq lists its product as uncharacterized. NCBI's taxonomy places the organism in Eukaryota, Fungi, Ascomycota, Leotiomycetes, Helotiales, Sclerotiniaceae. The record is from RefSeq and is a predicted model, not a curated record. The transcript has 3 exons. Gene Ontology annotation, cellular component: Golgi membrane; endoplasmic reticulum membrane; COPII-coated ER to Golgi transport vesicle. Bases 1 to 1371 code for a protein of 456 amino acids. Gene Ontology annotation, biological process: endoplasmic reticulum to Golgi vesicle-mediated transport; endoplasmic reticulum organization; Golgi organization. Gene Ontology annotation, molecular function: D-mannose binding.